Messenger RNA from Pelodiscus sinensis (Chinese soft-shelled turtle), 2426 nucleotides. NCBI's taxonomy places the organism in Eukaryota, Metazoa, Chordata, Testudines, Trionychidae. The record is from RefSeq and is a predicted model, not a curated record.
CAAUGGAAACUUAAGUGGGUGACCUCUCAUGUGCGUUCUUCCAGAGUCCGAAGAAUCAAGCCAAACAGAAGAAAGUGGCUCCUCCCCCCCCAAAAGAUGUAGAUGAUAGCGAGGAGGAGGAGUCCUCCGAGGAAGAAGACAGCAGUGAGGAAGAGGGUGUUCCUCAGAAGAAGGUGGUAACCCCAAAAGCAGCAGCUACACCUGGCAAAAAGGCUGCCACUCCGGCCAAGAAGGCAGUUGCCACUCCAGCCAAGAAGGCAGUUGCUACACAAGCCAAGAAAGCAGUUCCCACUCCAGCCAAAGGAGCUAAAAAUGGAAAAAAUGCAAAGAAAAAAGUGAUGGAAGAGGAGGAUGAGGAGGAGGACGAGGAUGAUGAUGACAGUGAGGAGGAUGAAGAUGAUUCUGAGGAGGAAGUAGCAAUGCCUGUAAAGCCUUCAGCCAAAAAGCCUGUACCAGCAAAACCUGUGGCAGUACCCGCAAAACAAGAAUCUGAUGAUGAUGAAGAGGAGGAUGAUGAUGAAGAGGAGGAUGAGGAAGAUGACUCUGAAGAUGAGGCAAUGGACACAAGCAUAGCAAAAGGAAAGAAAGCUGCACCGGUGAAAGCUGCUCCAGUGAAAGCAAAGGCAGACUCUGAGGAUGAGGACGACGAUGAUGACGACGAUGAGGAUGAUGACGAGGAGGACGACGAUGACGAGGAGGAAGAACCUGUGAAGGAAGUUCCUGGAAAACGUAAGAAGGAAAUGCCCAAGCAAAAAACUGUCCCAGAAGCCAAGAAAAAGAGAACUGAAGAAACUGCUUCAGCUUUUUCCCUGUUCAUGGGAAACUUGAAUGCCAGCAAGGACUAUGAGGAAUUGAAGACUGCCAUCAAGGAAUUCUUUGGCAAAAAAAACCUUCCAGUGCUGGAAGUCAGAAUUGGUGGUUCCAAGCGGUUUGGCUAUGUAGACUUCUCAUCCGCUGAGGAUCUGGAUAAAUCCCUUGAAUUCAAUGGGAAGAAAUUCAUGGGUUUGGAAAUCAAAUUGGAGAGAGCAAGGAGUAAAGAAACCAAUAAAGAAACAAAGAAAGAGAGAGAUGCCAGAACGCUCUUUGUGAAGAACCUGCCUUACCGUAUAACUCAGGAUGAAUUGAGAGAAGUCUUUGAAGAUGCACUAGAAAUCAGACUAGUGGCUGGCAAGGAUGGGAGCAGUAAAGGGAUUGCCUAUAUAGAGUUUAAAACAGAAGCUGAGGCAGACAAGGCACUAGAGGAGAAGCAGGGCACUGAAAUCGAGGGUCGUGCCAUCAUCUUAGACUACACCGGCGAGAAGAGCCAACAAGAGACACAAAAAGUAGGUGGAGAGUCAAAGACGUUAAUUGUGAACAAUCUCUCGUACAAUGCAACAGAAGAGUCUCUUCAAGAAGUGUUUGAGAGAGCCUCUUCUAUCAGGAUGCCACAAAACGUCCAAGGCAAGCCUAAAGGAUAUGCGUUCGUUGAAUUUUCCACAGUUGAAGAUGCUAAAGAAGCUUUGAAUUCCUGUAACAACACAGAAAUUGAAGGUAGAACAAUCAGAUUGGAAUUCAGCGCACCAGGUGGACAGAAAAGCGGUGGAGGAUUUAAUGCCAGAGGAGGAUUUAAUCAACAAACCAAAACGCUGUUUGUCAAAGGCCUCUCUGAGGACACCACCGAGGAGACGUUGAGGGAGUCGUUUGAAGGUUCUGUCAAUGCCAGAAUAGUCAUGGACAGAGACACUGGCUCAUCCAAAGGAUUUGGCUUUGUGGACUUCAGCUGCCCAGAAGAUGCCAAAGCAGCUAAAGAAGCUAUGGAGGAUGGAGAGAUUGAUGGAAAUAAAGUGACCCUCGACUAUGCUAAGCCCAAGGGUGAUGGCCAGCGAGGUGGUGGAUUUGGCGGCCGUGGAGGAGGAGGACGGGGUGGCAGAGGUGGAUUCAGCGGAAGGGGUGGCAGAGGAGGAUUUGGAGGUAGAGGAGGUGGCUUCCGGGGAGGCAGAGGAGGAGGAGAACAGAAGCCACAGGGGAAGAAGAUUAAAUUUAAUGACUAAGCGGUCCCUUUUUCUUCCUUCCCCCAUUAUCUGAAAGGACUCUGAGGUUUUUAUUCUGUCAUCUUUGUUUUGACACGGAGCCUUCUGAGGACAUUCCAAGAUGCAAAGCAGAACUGAGAGCCACUUGGGAAAAGUAACUAUCAUUUCAAAGAGCCAGCUCGAUUGCCUGGCUAUUCAAGUGAACUUUUUAAAGAAAUGAGUGCUAGAUGUGGGAGUUUCCCUUUGUCUGUGAGUUGUCUUGAAUUUAUAACGUUUUACCCCAUGUACAAAAAUAUUUUUCCCUAUAAAUUUCUGUAGGUUUUUGCUGUAAAAAUGCAGAACGUUUUAUCAUUUAUUAUUUUUUUUUUUUUUUGUGCUUCGGCACCUGUCUCAGACAGAUUAAAGGGCCUGACCUGG